Molecule: messenger RNA, 1924 nt
Organism: Trachymyrmex cornetzi
Lineage: Eukaryota; Metazoa; Arthropoda; Insecta; Hymenoptera; Formicidae
Product: endochitinase
Exons: 10
Coding region: 94-1734 (546 amino acids)
Biological process (GO): carbohydrate metabolic process; chitin catabolic process
Cellular component (GO): extracellular region
Molecular function (GO): chitin binding; chitinase activity
Source: RefSeq, a predicted model, not a curated record
GCAUUCUAAUGAGGCUCACCUGGGUAUAUAUGGACUUAAGCCCGCAACUUCGUUGCUUUUUCCGAGAUAUCUCUCCGCUAUACAGAUUUCAAGAUGACGUCCAUGAUGAAAAAGUUAUUGUUUUCCUUAUUUUCGUUCCUGGCGCUUCUAACAUACGGAGCAGCUAAGUCUCCAAGGUUGGUCUGUUACUUUAGCAACUGGGCUAUCCAUCGUCCGGAUAUAGGUAGUUAUGGCAUCGAUGAUAUUCCUACUGAUAUGUGCACUCAUAUCAUUUACUCCUUCAUCGGCGUGAGCAAUGUUACCUGGGGAGUUCUCGUUCUCGACGAGGAAAUCGACGUUCAAAAAGGCGGCUUCAAUAAGUUCGUCGCUCUGAAAGAGAAACAGCCCAGUCUGAAGACCCAGGUCGCUAUUGGUGGCUGGGGCGAGGGUGGUAGAAAAUAUAGCCAAAUGGUUAGCGUGAAAGCCAGACGUGACGCACUAAUCAGCAGCAUCGUUGAUUUCAUGCACAAGUAUAAGUUUGAUGGUUUUGAUCUUGAUUGGGAAUAUCCGGCUGCUACCGAUAGAGGUGGUAGCUUCAACGACAAGAACAACUUUUUCUACUUCGUUGAGGAACUGAGAACCGCAUUCGACAAGGCUGGCAAAGGCUGGGAAAUCACGAUGGCAGUGCCGAUACCCAUGUUUCGACUCAACGAGGGGUACCAUGUGCCAGAAUUAUGCAAACUUGUCGAUGUCAUCCACGUUAUGACUUAUGAUCUCCGUGGCAAUUGGGGCGGAUUCGCUGAUGUUCAUAGCCCGCUCUACAGAAGGCCUCACGACCAGUACGCCUACGAGAAACUGAACGUGCACGAUGGUCUUCAACUCUGGGAGGACAAAGGCUGUCCCGCCAGUAAACUUGUCGUAGGAAUUCCGUUGUAUGGACGUAGCUUCACCCUCAGCCAAGGCAACAAUAACUUCAAACCUGGUACUUACAUCAACAAGGAAGCCGGUGGUGGCGAACCCGGCAAUUACACUGACGCUCAAGGAUUCAUAUCUUAUUACGAGAUCUGUAUGGAACUUCAACAACCGAAUCAAAACGGGUGGACCAAAGACUACGAUGAUGUGGGUAAAGUACCUUAUAUGUAUAAAGCAGGAGGAAAAAGUCCUCAAUGGGUUGGCUACGAGGAUGCGGAUAGUAUUGUCCACAAGGUCAAUUUCAUCAAGGAGAACAAAUAUCUUGGUGCCAUGGUCUGGGCUUGCGACAUGGACGACUUUAAAGGAGUCUGCGGUCCUACGAAUCCUCUCAUAACCACAAUCCACAAUGGUUUUAAGGGCUACACAGUAACAUCCAAAAGUUACAACACAACUCCUAGGCCCGAGUGGGACAGGCCACCCAGUACCCCAUCUUCGACUGGGGAAAAACCGAGACCCAUCUCGAAUCCCGAACCCAUCCCGAAUCCCGAACUUACUCCGAAUCCCGAACCCACCUCGAAUCCCGAACCCACCUCGAAUCCCGAAUCCACCUCGAAUCCCGACGUAACACCUCGUCCUACGCAGUCUACGUCGAAACCAGAUAAAAACGAAGUUGUUUGCAACGGCCAGAUAAUGAUUCCUGGCAAAGACUGUUCUGAGUAUUUUAUGUGCGUCCAUGGUAAACCGAUGAAAUCACGCUGUCCGACUGGUUUGAUUUUCCAUACCACUAAUCUCAUUUGUGACUGGCCAGAAAAUGCUGAUCGCAAAGAAUGCAAAAAGAUUUAAUCUGUCGAUGCCUUGGUCUACUACUAAUGUCAACUACUCAGCGUUUUAUCGAUCCAUUUCUCAAGUCUACGAGGGAAUUUAUUACGAUAAUUUCAUAUGAGAACAUUCGUUACGUGUUAAUAUUUGUUGUUGUGUGCGAGAGUGUGUGCGAUGCUAAUAUCGCUGUAAUAAAUCAUACGCAGUUAUUAAA